Molecule: messenger RNA, 1173 nt
Organism: Fusarium keratoplasticum
Lineage: Eukaryota; Fungi; Ascomycota; Sordariomycetes; Hypocreales; Nectriaceae
Product: CCHC-type domain-containing protein
Exons: 2
Coding region: 1-1173 (390 amino acids)
Biological process (GO): nucleoside metabolic process
Molecular function (GO): catalytic activity
Source: RefSeq, a predicted model, not a curated record
AUGGCUUCCCCACAACCACCUGCCGACCGCAAAAGCUUUCGAGUUGCCAUAGUGUGCGCUCUGCCUCACGAGGCUGAUGCUGUUACCUUGCUGUUCGAUCAGUUUUGGGACGAGGAACGUGAUCCUUACGGCCGAGCAGAUGGCGACACGAAUACCUACAUCACUGGUCGCAUCGGGGACCACCAUGUUGUUCUGGCUGUUCUUCCAAACAUGGGCACCAACAGCGCAGCGGCUGCAACUGCUAGCUUGCGAUCGAGCUACACUGGUCUUAAACUCGCUAUCCUUGUCGGCAUAUGUGGUGGUGUCCCCCGCAUCGCGAAUUUCGACGCAUUCCUGGGCGAUGUUGUCGUGAGCAAGACCAUCAUCCAAUACGACUACGGCAGGCAAUAUCCCGGGCAUUUCGCCAUCAAGAACACCGUCGAAGACAGUCUUGGACGAGCCAACAAGGACAUCCGGGGCCUGCUUGCAGUCUUUGAAACAGAGCUCAUGAGAGAGCGGCUGCAGAUCGAGGCUUCAAAGCACCUAAAGCAUCUGCAGGAAGCCGGUAAAAAGAAACGACGCCGAGCCAAUUACGACUAUCCUGGGAUGAAGGAAGACAAACUAUAUCCUUCGACAUAUACUCACAGACAUCGAAAGUGGUGCAGCGUAUGUACUAACGACCCUGACGUCUUCUGCGAGUCAGCUUUCAAGGCUUCGUGUGCCGAGGCUGGGUGUGAUUCCACCAAUCUGAUUGUGAGAGAGCGCCCCGGAGAUCUUAUCCAGGGUGGAGAUUUCUGCCCAGAGAUCUUCAUCGGUCGUAUCGGAUCCGGUAACACCGUCAUGAAGAGCGGAGAGGAUCGAGACCGGGUCGCCGCUAGACACGGCCUUAUUGCGUUCGAGAUGGAGGGCGCGGGAGCCUGGGAUGAAGUUCCGUGUAUCGUUGUCAAGGGUAUCUGCGACUACGCAGAUAGCCAUAAGAAUAAAGACUGGCAAAAAUUUGCCGCAGCUACUGCUGCAUCUGUGGCGAAAGCCAUUCUAGGACGAUACGCAGUCCACGAUGGAGAUCGGGGUUCGACCCUAAAAAGCGAUCAACACAAUGCCAACAGACGUAGCAUUGCGGGAAAUUCAUUUAGAGACAGAGCCUGGAUCAACCAGGGUGAUGUGAGAGGAGACCUGACGUUUGGGUCUACAUAA